AUGAAUGAUGUACCUGUUAUGAAUGAUGUGCCAAUCAUAGAUGACCAAUAUGAUGAGCCAGUUAUGAAUAAUGAUCCAGUUGUAGAUGAUGAAUAUGAUUAUGAUGUGGAGGUGAACAUGAUCAACUUCUGUAGUGUACUUGAUGAAGACAUUGACUUGGGCCAGCUUGAUCCGACAAACAAUAAUACUAAGGAACAUGAAGACAUUGAAGAUGAACGUUUAGAAGUCUUAGACAAUGAUGUAUUUGAGUCAUUUGCUAGUGAAAAAGAGCCUAGGAAGAAAUUGUUAAGGUCCAUUCUAAAACCAGUUGCUUGUUCAUCUGGUGAGGUUCACACUAAAGCUUUUAAGAUUGGUCAGACGUUCAAGGAAAAGGAAAAAAUAAGAGAAGUUAUUGCCAACUACUCUGUAAAAGAAAGGAGGGAUCUACAUUAUGUAAAGAAUGACAAGACAAGAGUUAGGGUAAAGUGUAGGGGUAUUGUUCCUGAAUUGACUGGUGACAAUCGGCAAAAGGGAAUCUUGGCUGCAAUAGAGAAGUUAUUUCCAUCAGCUGAGCAAAGGGCUAUGGAGAAACUGAAAAAGCUUAACCCAGAAGCACAUGAGUGUUUAAGUAAAAUUCCUGCAAAACACUGGGCAAGAUCCCAUUUCUCUGGAAGGGCAUUGACUGAUAGUUUAACAAAUAACUUGUGUGAGAAUGGGUCAGAAUGUGGAGAUCCUGAGGCUUGGGUGAGCAAAUGUUACUGGCUCAGUACAUGGAAUGCUAUGUACCAACACACAAUUGACCCAAUAAAUGGAAGGAGCAUGUGGCCUAGAUCUGAUUGUCCAACAACCCUUCUCCCACCCAAACAUCACAAACAGGUUGGUAGGCCAAAGAAAAAAAGGAAGAGGGCAGUUGAUGAGCCAACUCAAAGUACCAAACAAAGUAGCCAUUUCACCAUCAUCAAUCUUGCUUCGAGAUUGUUUCUUCCACGCAACAACCCUGGAAUCACAACAGUUGACCUAGGGCACAUGGGAGGGUCGAACCAUCCAAAAAAGCUGCAUGUUCCUCCUAACCUUGAGCAUGACCAAAAUCGACGACCUGGGUUCAAGUCAGUCCACGAUGUCACCAAAAUCGCCGGCCUUCCACAGUGGCAUAUCACCAUCUUCUUCAAUUUUGGAAUAGAAUGUGAGUAG
Lactuca saligna is the source of this 1170-nucleotide messenger RNA. The record is from the annotation of a GenBank genome assembly. Lineage: Eukaryota; Viridiplantae; Streptophyta; Magnoliopsida; Asterales; Asteraceae.